GUCAGAGACUACACUCUCUGACCACCGGACACAUACAAGGAGUUUGAGCAUCAGAGGUGCGCUGAUACCUUUAGGAAAAGAAAUAUACCUGAAGUGGCUGUAGAAUGGCUAAGUUAUACAAGAAAACCUCUGGGAAUGGCACACUCACCCUUUACCUGGGAAAGAGAGACUAUGUCGACCAUGUUCAGAAUGUGGACCCUAUCGAGGGAGUGGUGAAACUUGAUCCUGCAGGCCUUGCAGGCAGGAAAGUGUUUGUGAAGCUGGCGUGUGCCUUCCAUUACGGCCGUGAGGACCUGGAUGUCAUUGGACUGUCCUUUAGGAAAGACAUCUGGGUCAAGCACAUCCAGUUGUACCCUGAUGCUGGCCACAAACCCAACCUCACUCCCAUGCACGUUUGCCUGCUCAAGAAGGCAGGAGAGCAAGGCCGUGCCUUCACUUUCGAUAUUGCCACAAACCUUCCCUGCUCUGUCACACUCCAGCCAGGACCAGAUAAUGCUGGAAAGGCUUGCGGUGUGGACUUUGAAGUCAAGACGUACAUUGCAACUGAGGCAGACCCCGAAGAGAAACUUGAUAGGAAGGACACUGCUCGCAUGGCCAUCCGUAAGAUCCAGUUUGCCCCAGACGCGACUGGUGCUCCUGGGCCCAGGGCCGACAUCUGCAAGAGCUUCAUGAUGUCGGACAAGCCUGUCCACCUACAGGCCUCGCUGGAAAAGGAGAUCUACUAUCAUGGAGAUCCGAUCGACGUCAACAUCAAAGUCAAAAAUGAAACCUCCAGAACAGUGACAAAAAUCAAAAUCAUAGUUGAGCAGACUACAGACGUGGUUCUCUACUCCGCAGACAAAUACACCAAAACCGUACUUUCUCAAGACUUUGGAGAGACAAUAGAUGCCAAUAGCACAUUCGAUAAAUCCCUUGCCAUCACCCCCCUACUGGCCGAAAACAAGAAGAAGCGUGGCCUGGCGCUGGAAGGCAGACUGAAGGACGAGGACACGAACCUGGCCUCCAACACUAUUAUUAGAGCCGGUAUGGAUAAGGAAGUGUUGGGAAUCUUGGUCUCCUACAAAAUCAAGGUCAACUUGAUGGUGUCUUCAGGAGGCUUGUUGGGAGGUCUCACAGCUAGUGACAUACAGGUGGAGCUCCCGCUGAUUCUCAUGCAUCCCAAACCCCAAGGUAAACGAAUAGUAUGACCUAAUAAAUAAUACGAUUUGCCAUGUCUAAUAAACUCUGUCAAAGUAGAGCUGAUGGGCUGAGGGUGCAAUGUCUCUCUCUCUCUCUACUCAUUCAGAGUUGCUGCUAAUGUAACCAUUCUACUCUUUUCCCUUCUACCAUAAUGAACCCUAUUACCCGAACAGAAGUGUGAGCAUAAAAUUAUAGAAUACAACGAACAAGCAUGUAUUAGUAGCAUACACCACAGUAUUCAGCUUAAGUGUUGUUUUUUUGAAUUGCCUUAUGAGUUUGUGUUGUUCUCAUGUUUCCCCCCACCCAGAGUAAAAACCUCUAAGGGUGAAGGUGAUCUUCUAUCUGACAGUCUUAUAGACCCUACUGUACAGUAGACAUACCUUUGAUGUGAAGUGCCUGUUGUUCAUUGUUGAGCUGUUGAACUCUGGUCUUUAUAGAGGCCAAGCUUUGCCCUGGAUAGAAUUAGCGGGUUGUAUUUCAAUGAAGUAAAAAAAAAAAAUUUUAAACUGUAGAUUACUCAGGUGAUCCUGUGACUAAAUCAAAUCAUUGUAAUCGUGGCAUUACUUCAGGACCAGAGUUCACUGCCUCAGCUCACAUGUCAUUCACUGUAGUCAUCUGUGACAGCGAUAUUGAUUGUAUAUGUUUUGUGAAUCCCCAGAAGGAAGUUACCCUUGAGGUUGAGUAAAUUCCCUCAGCAGUAGAGAAAAGAAAGAAGGACUGCAAAGACGAAUGGAGCAACACCGUUGACAGCUGCUCAGAUUGAGACUGACAAACAAACCAAAGAAGAAACAGGAAUACCUCAUAAGAAGAACCAUCCAUCAAAAACACACGAUAUUGAUUUAUUUGACUAUUACAGACAUGUCUUCAGUUGUGGUUUUGUGAGCUUGUACUGUAUGUUGAUAUCCAGCCAUGCAUCUGAAUCAUAUCGCUUUACCAUUCACUUAGUACUUUUCACAUAAAUCCAUGGGGGGGGGGGAGUCAACGAUCACAUCCAACCAGUGGCGACGCGUCAUUCAGGGCAGCUGAGACCGUUUUGAACCAGUUUUUUUUUUGUUAGCCUGUUUUGCAUGUUAUUUUGGCAUUCAUACGUGUCACAUAUCAGUUUGCAAAUAAUGUAAAACAUGGUCUUUUUUUUGCUUUCUUGAGCAAGGCAGCUCCAAUAUGCAGGUGUUUCAGCCUAGCUCAGUACUUUUUAUGGUGGUGGGGCAGCCAGCGGAAAAUAUGGAGCGUAGGAUUUGUUCUCUAGUUGCGCCGGGAUUGCCUCAGUGUUCUGUCACUCAUGGGGACACUAUGUCACUGAAAAAUCUACGGGUGGAGCUUGAAAUUUCAAUCCCCUUGAGUGCUGCCAUAGACUUAUAUUAGAAGUUCCCAUCCAAGAAGGCUCAAGGUCAUUAGCCACAGAUAAAAUGACGUUAAAUCACGUUAUAUCUACCGUAGCUUUGAUUGGACUGAUCAUGUGAACAUCAUACUUUCAAAAUCUUAGCUAGCAAGCUAGACAAGCAGUCAUCAUCAUGCAUCAAGUCGGUAAUCUACUGCCAAAUCCUUUUCAAUCAUUGAAGAGAAAUUACAGAUAAAACGUAUCGGUGCUCAUCGGCUAUUGGACAUUACACAACAAGUUGGAAAUCGCAAAUUCAACAAUGAGUGCUCACUGCAGCCCCGGGUUCGAUCCCAGGUUGUGUCACAGCCGGCUGUGCCCGGGAGACCCAUAAGGCGGCACACAAUUGGCCCAGCGUCAUCCGGGUUAGGGGAGGGUUUGGUCGGCAGCAAUGUCCUUGUCUCAUCGUGCUGUAGCAACUCCUUGUGGUGGGCCGGGUGCCUGCAAGCUGACUUCGGUCAUCAGUUUGACAGUGUUUCCUCCGACACAUUGGUGCGGCUUGCUUCCGAGUUAAGUGAGCAGUGUUUCAAGAAGCAUUGCGGCUUGGCUCUCAACCUUCGCCAAGUCCAUAGGGGAGUUACAGAGAUGAGACAAGAUCGUAACUACCAAUUGGAUAUCAUGGAAAAAGGGGGAAAUGUCAGACUUCAGUGAGUUCAAGACGACUGGGAACCCAGAUAAAACCAGCUCUGACUGGGAAAUACAGAAAAUAAGUUUGAAUGGUCAUCCAACUCGGAAUUCCAAGUCGGAAUUUCGGGCCUCUUUCUAGAGCCCACUAGAAAGACUGCCGCGCCACCUUCCUGUUCAAGUGAGCGCAGCACAACAAGGUGAGUCCAAAAAUGUAUUUUAUGCUGCUGCAUAAAUUAUGUAAUAAGCCAGGGAGAUAUGUAUACUGUAGCCAAGAAAGUAAUAUUAAGUGUACAGUAUGUUGUGUAGUAAGCUGGUAGUUUCCCAUGUGCCUCACCCUAAAAAUGUGGUCCCUUUCCUCCUUCAUAACUUAGUCUACUGUUAUGACUUGAUGGUGCACAUGUAGCCUAUAGCCUGUUUUAGAGAAAUGUCAUCAUCAAAUAUUGUAAGAGCUUUCAUUGUCUGCUUUAUAUGCCCCCUUUAUUUAUCCUACGGUUCUGACUUGGUGUACAGGGAGAAUACUGUAAGAAUUAUGUCACUGUACAUUUGCUAAACAAAUAGUUACAUUGUUUUUUGAAAAGGCAGUAAAUGAGGCUGAAUUACCUGUUUUGUUGCCAGACAAACCUCCACUGAUAGCCAGGUGUAACUGUGGUAAGGAUUCACUCCAUAGUGCUGAUAAGAAAGCUUUGCUUUAUGCAGUCCAUAAAAGUUUGUGGGCACCAUUUGUCACCGAUAUAGUGCAAUGAAUGUAUUGUUCAGUGUUGUGUAGUGGCUUUGCUUGCAUGCAUAAUGAUAUAUAUAUUUUUGGGCCCCAACAAGAUUGACAUGCUAAAAUUGCCACUGCAUCUAACAUACAGGGGGGUUUAUUGGUUUGUCAAUAAAAUCCAACUCAUACACUACUCCAACCGACACGGUGUCCGGUAGUUUAUCAUGUUCAAAGAAUUGUGUUUUUCUGUAAGAUGUAUGUUUUUGGCUGAUAAGUAAUUGAACCAAAUAAAAACACCACAU
Messenger RNA from Oncorhynchus nerka (sockeye salmon), 4186 nucleotides. Its product is annotated as arrestin-C-like. The coding region runs from base 105 to 1187 and encodes 360 amino acids. NCBI's taxonomy places the organism in Eukaryota, Metazoa, Chordata, Actinopteri, Salmoniformes, Salmonidae. Gene Ontology annotation, biological process: signal transduction; visual perception; G protein-coupled receptor internalization. The transcript has 13 exons. The record is from RefSeq and is a predicted model, not a curated record. Gene Ontology annotation, molecular function: G protein-coupled receptor binding.